GCGUUGAGGCCCCGCGGAAGGUAAAAAUGGAGGUAGACUGACGUGCUUGCUGCAGUUCUGCCGGCUGGUUUACAAGUCGGAAAUCGAAAUCGUCGGUCGACGAUGUUUUUAACUGGACGCAAAAUUGGAGAAAUACUGAGGCCCUUUGGAGGAAAGAGAUGGGCGCAGAGGGAGGCGGGAAGAGUGACACUGAGGUGUCCCAAGAAUUGAAGGUAGUAACUUUCAAGGGCUCGCGCGCCAUCUGUGCCCGAUGCACUUGAGUGCUUGUUUGAAGAAGGCCGGUUUUGGGGCCACACCCAGACCCGCCCAAGCAGAACAUCCGGAGAUGGGGCUCCGGAAUAUACAUUUUAAUCAGCGCACCCUCCAACUGAGUUUUGUACACCGUGAAGUUUGAAAACCACUGUCUUACAGCGACACCCGGAGAGGAUGCUAUUGCUCUGCCCCGUCAUUAGGAAAUCUCGGUGUUGAUUUAUCAACAGACUGCAAUUUCUUCACUGCCAAAAUGACAUCAUUUUCCACCUCUGCCCAGUGUUCAACUUCUGACAGUGCUUGCAGGAUCUCUGCAGAACAAACCAAUCAGGUACGACCAAAACUGCCACUUUUGAAGAUUUUGCAGGCAGCAGGUGCACAAGGUGAAAUGUUCACUGUUAAAGAGGUCAUGCACUAUCUAGGCCAGUACAUAAUGGUGAAGCAGCUUUAUGACCAGCAGGAGCAGCAUAUGGUGUAUUGUGGUGGAGAUCUUCUGGGAGAACUGCUAGGACGUCAGAGCUUCUCCGUGAAAGAUCCGAGCCCUCUCUAUGAUAUGCUAAGAAAGAAUCUUGUCACUUUAGCCACUGCCACUACAGAUGCUGCUCAGACUCUCGCUCUCGCACAGGAUCACAGUAUGGAUAUUCCAAGUCAAGACCAACUGAAGCAAAGUUCAGAAGAAGGUUCCAGUUCUAGGAAAAGAAUGGAAGAAGGCAAUAUACCUACACUGCCUACCUCACAACAUAAAUGCAGAAAUUCUAGAGAAGGUGAAGACUUCAUAAAAAACUUAACCCAAGGUGAGACCUCUAAGCUGGACCUUGGGUUUGAGGAGUGGGAUAUAGCCGGACUGCCUUGGUGGUUUUUAGGAAACCUGAGGAACAACUAUACACCUAGAAGUAAUGGCUCAACUGAUUUACAGACAAAUCAGGAUAUAGGUACUGCCAUUGUUUCAGACACCACAGAUGAUUUGUGGUUUUUGAAUGAGUCUGUAUCAGAGCAAUUUGGUGUGGGAAUCAAAGUUGAAGCCACAGAUACUGAACAAACAAGUGAAGAAGUAGGGAAAGUAAGAGACAAAAAGGUGAUUGAAGUGGGAAAAAAUGAUGACCUUGAGGACUCCAAGUCCAUAAGUGACGAUACUGAUGUAGAAGUUACCUCUGAGGAUGAGUGGCAGUGUACUGAGUGCAAGAAAUUUAACUCUCCAAGCAAGAGGUACUGUUUCCGUUGCUGGGCCUUGAGGAAGGAUUGGUAUUCAGAUUGUUCUAAGUUAACCCAUUCUCUCUCCACGUCUGAUAUCACUGCCAUACCUGAAAAGAAGGAAAAUGAAGGAAUUGAUGUCCCUGAUUGCCGAAGAACCAUAUCAGCUCCAGUUGUUAGACCUAAAGAUGUGUAUACAAAGGAAGAAAACCCUAAACUUUUUGAUCCCUGCAACUCAGUAGAAUUCUUGGAUUUGGCCCACAGUUCGGAAAGCCAAGAAACCAUAUCAAGCACGGGAGAACAAUCAGAUAACCUUUUUGAACAGAGAACAGACACAGAAAACAUGGAAGAUUGCCAGAAUCUCUUGAAGCCGUGUAGUCUGUGUGAGAAAAGACCACGAGAUGGAAACAUUAUUCAUGGGAGGACGGGCCAUCUUGUCACUUGUUUUCACUGUGCCAGAAGAUUAAAGAAGGCUGGGGCUUCAUGCCCUAUUUGCAAGAAAGAGAUUCAGUUGGUUAUUAAGGUUUUUAUAGCAUAGCUAACUCAGCGAAUUGCAGAAAAUAUUAACAGGGCUAGGUCAUGUUUCAAAAUGUCAGUAUUGAGCAUCUCUACUCAGUGUAGCCCAUUACAUCUGUUUAUUUAUUUAGGUAAACAUCUGUGUUCCCCAACAUUUUUGCUUCUAAACUUAUAUGGAAUUUGAGAAUGAGUUCUUUAGAACUAGGUUGCCAAUUUGGGGGACGCUGUUAACAUGAAAAGAUACGUUAACCACUUCAUUCUCUCCUCAAAGAUGAGGAUCUGGGAGAAAGCAACUGCCAGUACUAACAAAGAUACAUUAAUUCGCUCACUUACCAAAUUAUUUGAAGAUUUACUAUUUCCUUAGUUAAUUGUAUUCCCCAUUCUUUUUUUCUGUUAGGGAAUGUUAUUAGGCAUUAGGAUCCAAGGUGGCUAUUAGAAAAAUACUAAAGCUAACAAAAGAAAUAAUAAUAAAUUUGAUUAGUCAAGGUAUGUAAUGCUAUAUAGAUUGUUGCAGUCAGGCUGCACGAUUCAGAUAAGCUAAAAGAAAAGUCUUGAUAAACAAGCGCUUUCUUCCAUGUGUGCCUAGAACAAUGGUAUGGAGCAUUUUUGCUAACAUACUCCUAAAAGGAUUUUGAAAAAGUAUAUGUAACCUUUUGCACAUUUUACACCAUGAGGUAUAUAAUUAACAGACAAAGUUUCCUUUCUGGUGAGUUGUAGACCUCUGAGUAGCCAGCCUAAAACAAGCAAUGGAACAUUUCUGUCUCCUUAGAAUGUUUCCCUUGUUCCUCUUUCCAAGCAGUUCCCCCUCCAUUUCGUGCCUCUCAUUCUAGGUUAGCUGUCCUUUUGCACAUGUUUAGUGUGACAUCUAAAUUUUAAAAAUACCUUUAAAUACUUAGAAAGGGUACCCUAUCCGAUACAUUGUAUAUGUGCCUUAAAAAUAUUUUUCUCAAAGCCUUGGAGCUGUAGGUUUCGUUGAUUAAAGUUAUAGAAAAAGUCCUGUCAUAUAAAGUAGCAAAGCUGUUCUCAUUUUAAAAUUCAUCAGCCAAAUCAGAUUUCACUUUCACUCAGAAAAUGUUUGACUUUAUUUUUAAAAAUAAAUGCAUUAACACAUUUCUGGCACAACCGUCUCAAUUACAGUUCUAAGGUAGGUAAGGCAUAGAAUUUUUAACCUAAGCUCCCUUUGCUUUACUCUGUCCUCAUUAUCUUCUGAGAAUCCUCUGGAGGUUUUUUGUUGUUCUUUUAUUUGAUGCCUCUAGAGGUUUUUUACAUUCUGAGGCAAUGCCCCAUAGUAAGAUUCUAGAUGGGUGAGAGGCAGCCUUUCCUUUGGAAAUAGGGAGUUAUGGCAGUUGUGAAAAGGAUAUUAAGAAAAAUGGUAGAUCUGAAGAAGCCUUAUCUGAGCACAUUAAUCUUAGGACAGUACAAAUGGAAGUUGAAGACCUUUAAGCUGAUGUCUUUAUACCUAUCCCUGCCUGCUUUCUCCAUGGAAAAAUCUUGAAGUAUGCCCAGGGGUAUGCAUAUGAGAUUUUGGGGACGAGGGCCCUAGAAUUAACAAAUUUACUGAUCCAAAAAAUUACCUGGGUUGCUUGUUAAAACAGCCCAAGUUAAAAAAAAAAAAAAAAAAAAAAAGCCAAACUCGAACCCCCCUCCCCCCACUUUGCCCUGGAGUUUCCAUUUGAACAUGUGUUCCUGGAAGCUGAUUCAAGUGGUCCACAGACCACACUUUGGGAAGCCCUGCCCUAGAAGGAAGGGUUUUCCCAGUUACAAGAAGUAGAAUGAACAAGAUCAUUUUUAGCAGCAUAUUUAAUUUUCUGAGGGGGAGUUUUGUUAAAAGUUCUAGAAUUUUAAAACUAGAAUGCACUCAUAUACUCAAGCCCCUGUUAUUUUGCACUUGAGGCUAAAUUUAAGGUUAAAUGACUGUCAAAAGUCGCAGCUAGUGAUGCAGCUAUUACUAGAAUCUAGGUGACUUGUAGUAAAUCUCUAAACCAUGCUCGCUCCCUUGUCGUUGUUUGUUAAAUAUAUAAAGCGGGAUGCUUCUCGAAUUUGUGGUAGCUCAUCAUCCUAAAAUACUGCAGAAUGUGACUUGCAGCCAAACUAGGACUUUAGAGAGAGUAAUAGCUUUUAACACUUUCUCCCCAAAGAAAAAGGCCCUAUAAGUGUCGGGCUUUCUUAUAUAAUCAGAUGUCCUCCCACAGGGAGGACAGAUAAAGGUGCAGAGGAGCCUGAUCCAUUGUCUCCAGUAUUGUUCCUUCUUGGGGAAGGAAGGUAAGUUCCUGGCUCUCUCUAGGCAUCAGGGACAAGGGUUUGUUUUCCUUCUAGAAGUAGAACGAGUCCUUUGAGUUUAGUGUUUUGUUAAACCAUGGUAAAUGCUCCACCACUCCUGCAAUUUAAAUGACUUUUUCCCCUAUUUUCUCUCAAGUACUACUCUCUUCAUAAUAGUUUGAUAGCCCUCAAUUUUGUUUGAUUUUUGCCAGUUCGGCGCUUUUGCAAAUGGUAACUUAAAGGAGGGACAGGGAGAGUUGGGGAUCUGCACUUGUACCCUCUGAUUCCUCUUAUGAAAAGUCGCAGGUUUUUUUAGAAAAUUAAAAAAUUGGAAAAUUUUGUGUUUGUAGAUAUUUGAUGCCAGUUUUGGUACAUCCUUGCCUAGCACAGGAUCCUCUUUUGCUACUCAACUUUCCUGAUCUCCCCCUUGCUCACCUGGGUUUUAUACUGUCCCCGUUACCACGAAAUACUUUGCUUAGAACAUCCCAAGCUGUAUGUUUGAGCUGUGAGUGGUAUAAUAACCUAGACUCGGGUUUCCUGGAUCUCUGAUGAGAGCCGAGAGCCGUGGGACUGACUGCAGCUGUUACAGAGAAACGAGUGAUAGUAUCUGCAGGAGGAGGCAGCUGGUAUUUCUUGGUAGCUUCUCUGAAAUCCGGGAUGCCGCUUCCCCUGCAGAUUGUUUCCUUCAUCCCGGAUCCCUAUCCUGUGUAAUCACCCCUGGGAGUGGAGGAUAGCAAGCAGGACUUGUCUAUUCCUUGGGGUAGAAUGGGUGAAGAGUCCUACAAAGGGCCACAUCACGCUAUCAGAGCAGUUCGUUACCUGCAUCUUGAUUUAUUUUUGGUUUUGUUCUUUUUUUUUUCCAUGCUACUGCGGUACAGGUAUAUUUUACUCACUGCCAGUAAAGCAAGACAUAGUUUGUAUGUGAAGUCUUCAUAGUUUUACUUCUGCCAGGUAAAUUCCUAAUUUCCAAACACUACUAUUUAUCUUUUAGUUGUAUUUAGGGUGGACAGUGUGCUCUGGUGUUCUGGAAACAGUGCCAGUUUACCGCUCUUUUUUCAGCAGCCCAUCUGAUUUAUCUCCUUUUCUCCCUUUUC
Molecule: messenger RNA, 5309 nt
Organism: Lynx canadensis (Canada lynx)
Lineage: Eukaryota; Metazoa; Chordata; Mammalia; Carnivora; Felidae
Gene: MDM4
Product: MDM4 regulator of p53
Exons: 11
Coding region: 503-1978 (491 amino acids)
Biological process (GO): negative regulation of apoptotic process; regulation of cell cycle; protein ubiquitination
Cellular component (GO): nucleus
Molecular function (GO): ubiquitin-protein transferase activity
Source: RefSeq, a predicted model, not a curated record